AUGGGCGGACGCAACAGUUUGGCCUGGGCGUCAGGGCGACCCGGUACGUUGAGAUCAUUGACCAUCGUUGACACCGGGCCGGAGACGCAACGGCGUGGCUCAAACCGUAUCCAGCAGUUCCGCGAACUCCCAGACGAACUGGACACUCUGGAAGAGUUUGCCCAGCGGGUCAUGGAAUACACCGGCCGUACCCGGGAACAGACGCUGGGCGCUUUGAAGUACAGCAUCAGGCAGCGCGACGACGGGAAGUGGACGUGGAAGUAUGACAAAGUCAUACGCCGGCAGGGUUUUCGCGCGCCGGCCUGGACUUCCGAGCAACUCUGGGCUGGUUGGCGCAAGAUCGACUGCCCAGCCUUGGUGGUGCGCGGAGCCCGCAGCGAUAUAUUCGCUGAUGAGACGAUGGUGCGGAUGGCUGCAGAGCAUCAUGAUUGCACCACGGUUACCGUCGCGAAUGCCGGCCACCUCGUCCAGGGCGACAACCCCCCGGACUUCCUCAAGGCCGUGAAAGGUUUGUUGGGCCGUUGCGCUUAG
Geodia barretti is the source of this 531-nucleotide messenger RNA. Lineage: Eukaryota; Metazoa; Porifera; Demospongiae; Tetractinellida; Geodiidae. The record is from the annotation of a GenBank genome assembly.